Molecule: messenger RNA, 2222 nt
Organism: Prosopis cineraria
Lineage: Eukaryota; Viridiplantae; Streptophyta; Magnoliopsida; Fabales; Fabaceae
Product: probable beta-1,4-xylosyltransferase IRX14H
Exons: 3
Coding region: 204-1739 (511 amino acids)
Biological process (GO): plant-type secondary cell wall biogenesis; glucuronoxylan biosynthetic process
Cellular component (GO): Golgi membrane
Molecular function (GO): galactosylgalactosylxylosylprotein 3-beta-glucuronosyltransferase activity; xylosyltransferase activity
Source: RefSeq, a predicted model, not a curated record
AAAAGAAAUGUCAUGAUUAGACUCCUCCACCAUCUCCACCUUCUCCUGCUGCUUUUGUUGUCUUAUAACUUUCUUUCUCUCUCGCGAUCAUCUUUGCAAAUCACAACCCCAACUUCAACGCCUACUCGUCCUCUCCAUCACCGUUCACCGUUGUAUUCGAUUGACCCUUUCUGACUUGGAGGCCUCUUCGGUACUCCCGCAUUAUGAAGCUCUCGGCGUUGCAGCAGAACUAUCUCAACCGCCGGGCCAACAGCUUCCGAGGAUCGUCCCAGUUGGAUUCCUCCGGCGACGGCCCGAUAAAAUCUCCGGCUGCCAUUUUCUGGCUCGUCCUUCAUGGCAUCUGUUGUCUCAUUAGUCUGGUUCUUGGUUUCCGAUUCUCUCGCCUUGUCUUCUUCUUUCUCGUCUCCACUUCGUCUACCAACCUCCACAUGGUUCCGUUCCGCACGGCCACUCAAUUCACUGGAUCCCUCGAUCUUCAAUCUGCUCUAACUUCCAAUCCCUUCACCAACGUUGAAAAUCCUGCUAAUAGAACCAACAUUGCUGGCUCCACCAGCAGGGUCAUCGUUGGGCGGCAUGGAAUCCGAAUCCGACCUUGGCCGCAUCCAGAUCCCGUGGAGGUGAUGAAGGCUCACCAGAUAAUUAACAGAGUUCAAAGGGAGCAGAGGCUCCAGUUUGGAGUGAAGAACCCUAAGACUGUGAUUGCGGUCACCCCAACUUAUGUACGGACGUUUCAGGCUCUUCAUUUGACCGGGGUGAUGCACUCGCUAAUGCUGGUGCCGUACGACCUGGUGUGGAUUGUGGUGGAGGCCGGAGGGGUCACCAAUGAGACCUCUUCAAUUAUUGCCAAGUCCGGGCUCAGAACCAUCCACGUUGGGUUCAAUAAUCAGCGGAUGCCAAGUUCAUGGGACGGAAGGCAUAAAUUGGAGGCCCGGAUGCGGCUUCAUGCUUUGAGAAUUGUGAGAAAAGAGAAGUUGGAUGGAGUUGUGAUGUUUGCGGAUGACAGUAAUAUGCAUAGUAUGGAGCUAUUUGAUGAAAUCCAAAGUGUGAAAUGGAUCGGUGCUCUUUCAGUUGGAAUACUUGUUCAUUCUGUCAGCACAGAUGAAUCUACAUCCCUCCCUCAAAGAAAGGAUGGAGAAGAAACCUCCCCAAUACCCGUGCAAGGUCCUGCUUGUAAUUCUAGCAAUAAAUUGGUUGGGUGGCACACCUUCAAUUCAUUGCCAUAUGCUGGGAAAAGUGCUGUUUACAUUGAUGACCGAGCACCUGUGCUCCCCCAAAAACUCGAAUGGUCUGGGUUUGUGUUGAAUUCCAGGUUGCUCUGGAAGGAUGCCGAUGAUAAACCAGAGUGGAUUAGGAAUCUUGAUGCAUUAGAUGGAGUUGAUGAGGACAUUGAGAGUCCACUGUCUUUGCUCAAGGACACCUCUGUGGUGGAACCACUUGGCAACUGUGGACGCCAAGUUUUGCUUUGGUGGCUGCGCGCUGAAGCUCGGACAGACAGCAAAUUCCCUCCCAGAUGGAUAAUCGACCCUCCUUUAGACAUCACUGUUCCAUCGAAACGGACUCCAUGGCCAGAUGCUCCUCCUGAGCUGCCAUCAAAUGAAAAGGUGUCAAUUAGCACUCAAGAGCGGCCAACCAAGCAUUCUACAAAAUCUCGAUCAUCCAGAUCCAGGCGCAGUCGAAAGAGAAAGAGUGAAACCACAGUGAUCGGUUCACAAGUCUCUACACAGUCUGAACAGAACUAAGAUGGUAAUAAGAGCAUCUGAGAAUUUCACUGCCUUGUGGAUACAAGACUGCUGUCUGCUGGCGAUCGGCAACUAUUGUAUGGAUUUGACCAAAUGGAGAAGCUGGCCACAUUUCUAUUGUUUGCAUUUUGUUUCUAUUCUCUUUAAAAAGGAAAUAUCCAUUCGAAGGUUUUUAAGUUGGUAGAUAUAAUCAGUCACAAUUUUUAGAAUCAAAACCUAGCGAACAGGGUGCCAAAUUGGUGUACGACCUUAAGCUGGGGGUGUUAAACAGAUAUACUUGUCCAGGAAAUUGAUAAACUACAUGCCCUGUUUGGAUCAUGGCAUUCGAGUAUAUAGCAUGGGAAUGUGAGAGCUUAUUCCACAUAUGGUGUUUGAUUAGCAGCAAUUCUUUUUUGAUUCAAUUUUUCCUAGUGAUUCAUUCUUUCCAAUUGAGGAAUUCGGAUUCCAUCAGAUUUUUAAUGGAAAUGCCUACUGAUCUUGAAA